Molecule: messenger RNA, 901 nt
Organism: Gambusia affinis (western mosquitofish)
Lineage: Eukaryota; Metazoa; Chordata; Actinopteri; Cyprinodontiformes; Poeciliidae
Gene: mrpl17
Product: mitochondrial ribosomal protein L17
Exons: 3
Coding region: 238-741 (167 amino acids)
Biological process (GO): translation
Cellular component (GO): ribosome; mitochondrial large ribosomal subunit
Molecular function (GO): structural constituent of ribosome
Source: RefSeq, a predicted model, not a curated record
UAGUUUCGUAGCAGGUCGGACACUCUCGCCGCGACGCACAAACAAUGUCAAAGACAGUAAAGUUACCGUAGAACAAACUGAGAUAUUUUUUCAUCUUAAUAUCCCCUCCUUUUUCGUAAAAGACAGACUGACGCAGCACUUCGCUCGCUCUAUUAGGUGCGUUGUUUAUUGUUAUUUUUUAUAGAUCAGUUUUGCUUAACGUGGAGGCUCGUAGUGUGGUGGAACCCACUCGACGCGAUGCGCCUCACGCUGCAGAUGCUAAUCUCCCACGGCCGGGUGGCCAGGAGGAUCGGCUUGGGCCCGGAGUCCCGAAUCAACAUGCUCCGGAACAUCCUGACUGGACUGGUCCGGCAUGAGAGGAUAGAAACUACGAAGGUCAGAGCCGAUGAAGUCCGCUUCUACGCCGAGAAGCUGAUCGACUAUGCCAAGAAAGGAGACACAGAUGAAAAGGCGAUGAAAAUGGCCAGUUUUUGGCUCACGGAAAAGGAUCUCGUCCCAAAGCUCUUUAAAGUCCUCGCUCCACGUUUUGAAAACCAUUCAACUGGCUACACGCGGAUGGCCCGGAUCCCCAACAGAGAGAACCUGGACAGAGCCCAGAUGGCUGUGUUGGAGUACAAAGGCAACCCGUUUCCACCUCUUUAUCCUGUGAAGAAGGAGAAUGAACUGACUCUCAUCAACCAGCUCCUCAAAGGCUACAGAGAGGAGAGGGAGAGGGCAAGAGCGUUGGCUGCUGAAACCUAAAUACUCCCAUGUUUUUGUUUUUUCGUGUUGCAAAAAGAGCCUUAAUACAAGUCUUCACAUGACCAGUUUUAAAGCUCCAAUGUGAUCUGAAAACAAGAACUGAUCUGUAAAAUAAUAAAUCUGAUUGUGUGAUAAUAAAAGUUUUAUUUUCAAAACUAAA